UAUAGAAAACCUGAAUGCAGAUACGCUAUGCGAAGGCUGUGCAGUCCGCUUUAGGCAAUUCAAUAAUUAUUUUUCCCAUGUGUUCGACUGCACUUAUGCACUGCAUGCAGACAGCCGUACACUGAGGCAAGUGUUGAUGUUAAUGUUAUUCGCCCGUGUAUUCCACGAAGUGAAUCGGUGAAGGGUUUGGCACACGUAGUAGCACCACUCUAAGUGAUGGGAAACGUCAUGGGAGGCUGUGAGUGUAAACAACCAGAGCCGGUCUACGUUUCCAUGGUUUACACCGGGGUUUUGAAGGGAACCGAUGAAGCCCAACCCAUCCCGUUCGAUCGGGUCCUGACCCGCUACCCCAGCAACGCAUGGGAUCCCGAGAACUUCCACUUUGUCUGCCCCAAAGCGGGGACCUACAUGUUCAGCUUUGCAGUAAGGCCGGACCUGGAGUACGCGGCCUCGGUCCACCUGAUGCGAGGCACCGAGCCCUCGGUGAGCAUCUUCGCCGAUAAAAACGACGGCAACGCGGGCACGUCCUCGCAGAGCACCUUGCUGGAUCUCGCGGCUGGGGAGAAGAUCUGGGUGCGUCUUGACGACGGGCCUAACAUGGGGAUCAGAAGCCAUCCCAAGUCGCCUACUACGACGUUCAAUGCUCUUCUGGUGCACCCUGCUAAGAGUGGGAAAGAUGGAAACUGAUUUUGCAUUGAAUCUGCGAUCUUCACUUAAAAACUAUUCCGCUUUUCUGUUUAGUCGUAUUUCGCAUCAGCGAGACAUCGCAAACUCAAUGCAAACAGGCCCUUGAGUUCCAUGUUAUCGUGACACCGUCACUGAAGUUAGGGUUCCAGACGAGGCGUGGACAAUAGUCGCAGACUUUACCGAAAA
Messenger RNA from Patiria miniata (bat star), 873 nucleotides. RefSeq names its product complement C1q tumor necrosis factor-related protein 6-like. The transcript has 2 exons. The record is from RefSeq and is a predicted model, not a curated record. Bases 217 to 687 code for a protein of 156 amino acids. Gene Ontology annotation, molecular function: protein binding. NCBI's taxonomy places the organism in Eukaryota, Metazoa, Echinodermata, Asteroidea, Valvatida, Asterinidae.